UGCUGCUGCUGAAGAAGAAGAAGAGGCAUCAUCGUCAUCAUCAUUAUCAUCAUCAUCAGCGGCUGUUCCGCAUAAAGUGCGCCAGGAUGAACGUAGCCGGGCUGAUCUGCGCAGCGCGGGCAACCUGCGCACAGACCUUCCGACGACCUCCGCUGCGGCUCCCGCUUUGCGCCUCCUCCUCCUCCUCCUCCUUCACGGUUCAGAGGUGCCCGCAGUCCACUCAGGCCGUCCCUGCUGCCCGGCUCCCAAGCAGGGUGAAGCUGUCUGCUGGGAAACGUUACGCCUGGUGUGCCUGCGGUCACAGCAAGAAACAGCCUUUCUGUGACGGAUCUCACCGAGCGAAAGCCCCAAAAAUCUCGCCUCUACUCUUCACCCCGGACAAAAACAAGACGGUGUUGCUCUGCGCCUGCAAACAAACCAAAAACUCCCCGUACUGCGACGGCUCGCACUUCAAGGUCAUCUAUAGGGAUGUGGUGAAGUAUGUUAAAGGCCUGUUUAAAUGAUCCAGGUCGCCGUGUUUUACCUCAGCAUAAUCAUGCCGUCCGACAGUGUGUAACAUUUAAAUCAUUUUUCAGAACUGCUGCUUGACUUUAUUAAAGAUUUUGUAACGUUAUAUUUUUCUAAAGAUGCAUAACCUCAUUGGUUUAGUGUGUCGUUGUGUCUGCGCUCGCAGGGCACCAAGAGAAAUCUUACAUUCAUCGAAGAAGGAUUUUAGUUGUUUAAACCCGAUUCAUGUAAAGGUUCAAUAUAAACAUGUUAAAACAAAUGGACUGUGUGGAUGAUUUGUACUGAGUAUAACCCUAAACUUUUCCUGUUUUUGUGAUUUCUAAUAAAAGAUUCUGGUGACAAAGUG
Messenger RNA from Fundulus heteroclitus (mummichog), 853 nucleotides. RefSeq names its product CDGSH iron-sulfur domain-containing protein 3, mitochondrial. Gene Ontology annotation, molecular function: 2 iron, 2 sulfur cluster binding. Gene Ontology annotation, cellular component: intracellular membrane-bounded organelle. The record is from RefSeq and is a predicted model, not a curated record. The coding region runs from base 87 to 503 and encodes 138 amino acids. Lineage: Eukaryota; Metazoa; Chordata; Actinopteri; Cyprinodontiformes; Fundulidae. The transcript has 3 exons.